GGUGGAGGACAAUGGAGGGGAUGCAGGCAUACGGAGCCGGGAAAGCCGGGGGAGCCUUCGACCCUGUCACCUUCCUCCAGCAGCCUCAGACCAUUCUCCGCAUCGUGUCUUGGCUCUUCUCCAUUGUGAUCUUCGGCUGCAUCGCCAACGAGGGCUACAUCAACCGGCCAGACGAAGUGGAGGAGUACUGCAUCUUCAACCGCAACCAGAACGCUUGUAACUACGGCGUGUUCAUGGGCUCCAUGGCCUUUCUCUGCUGCGUCGCCUUCCUGGCCCUGGACGUCUACUUUCCUCAGAUCAGCAGCGUUAAAGACCGGAAGAAGGCCGUGUUGGCUGACAUCGGGAUUUCAGCGUUUUGGUCGUUCAUGUGGUUUGUGGGUUUCUGCUUUUUGGCGAAUCAGUGGCAGGUGACCAAGCAAGAGGACAACCCCCUGAGAGAGGGAGGCGACGCUGCUCGGGCGGCCAUCACCUUCUCCUUUUUCUCAAUCUUCACCUGGGGCGUUCAGGCUCUCUUCUCUAUGGAGAAAUUAAAGAACGUGUCGUUUGAAGAGGAGUACACCAAGCUGUUCCCCCCUCAGCCACAUCAACCUUUUGUCUGACUCUGUUCUGUCUCCCAUGCCUGCUACCUGAACCCUCUGCAGCUGCUCACACACAACCCUGUCAUGUUUUAGUGGCUGAAYGUCUUUAGAGGAAGUGGAUGUAUGAAAAUCUGAAUCCUGACUCAGGCUCAUUUUAAUAACAAUUCUAGCAACUGACAUGAUAAACCUGCAUKUGUGACUGUUAAGCAUGAACAGUAACAUUUUGUCUUUCAAUCAAAGACAAAAUAAAAGAUAUUCGGCUCCGUCUCUCCGGUUUUCGACGGAAGCAUUAAGCAGUUUAGGAAGUCGGUGGAUUACCUUAAGCUUUCAGUUGAGGUACUUCAGGGUUGAAUGAGCAACAGGACAUGAUUUAUUGAUCAAGGAAGCUUUGGUGUGUUUCUCUCCCCUCAGGCAAAUCUACGGAUCUCUAUUUUUUAGCAUUUCUUUUUUUUAAGUAAAACUAUCUUUUCCAGAGUUUAGAGAGAUUGAAGUGCCAUGCACAUCUUUCUUUACUUGCACCACCUGAUGGAGGUAUUCACACUUCCAGAACCUGAUCUUUCAACAUGUUAUUAUAUCCAAUUGCUUUAGUGUACCUUGUUGGAAUUUUUAGUAGUGCAUAAUUAAAUAGCUAAUUAAAUAUUCUGAAAGGUUUGCAGGUGUAACUCUAGUGAAAGGUGAGGUCGAAUAUUAAUGUGUGUCAGCUUUGAGACUUUAUUUAAUGUAAAAUUUCAAAAYUAUGUAUGUAUUUCUUCUAAAAUACGUCUAAGUAUGUGCACUGAAAAAAGAUAACAAAGUUCUCUGCUSUAUUAAGUUAGUCAAACUUACCUUAUUUAUGCUUGUUUAACAUGCCAACUGGAUAAACAUAAUAUUUAGUUGGAUGAACUUAAUUUGAGUACUUGCAACAAAUUAAUUCAGUUUAUUUAAGAUGGGUCACCGGGUUUUGCAGAUCAAUCAUUAUUAAUACUAGGGACUUAGGAAGUCUUGUAUGCAGUUUGUUUUACUAUUUCAUGGAGGUUCAUAUGGACGCUGUGUUGCUAGCAGUUUUUUAGAGGGUGUCUAGUUUGAUUUAAAAGGCAACAACACUUUCAUUGGAUAUUUAUUAGAUGUAUAUGGAUUGUUUUGCCUUAGCAACACACAGACACACUUCUCGUUUGCAUCAAGAUAGUAGACCAAAGUAGAAUUGAGGUUUUGUGUCUCCCUAGCUGCCAUUUCCAUUGCCAUCAAAAUUGUGCAAAUCAGAAUUACGAGGAUAAAUUCACUCACAAUUUUGAAAAAACGUGAGAUUUUUUAUCAAAGUUUUUACACCAGGAUGAGGCAGGGGUGGGGGCCUUCAGCCAUACCAAGAUUGAUGUGUUUCGCACAAUUGCGAUCAUGAUCAACAAACUGGAUGUAACUACAGGCGAAAAAUGUGAAGAAGACGACAGGAAGUGGGAGGAUGAUGGCAUGGCACAUUUUUCAACAACUUAUCACGUGAACAAACUUAUUCCCAUGUGAUUUUAAUAAUGUUAAUUAAUGAAUGCACCGCAAUUGCGAAAUUGUGUUAAUUUGACAAACUUUCCCAUACCUUCGCAAAGGAAACGCAGCUAAUGACGAGAUCAACUAGAUGUCACCUGCUUUGACUGACUAAAUGGCUUCCCAAGGUUUCCGGCAAACUAACCGAUGUUUUCUUCCUGCUCUCUUUCUCUUCUCUUCCAAACGCUUCACUUAACACCACUGCUUCAAACUCUUGUCUCCUCGCCRUUCGAUCGCGCUCCUUGCACCCUUGCUUGCUCUUCCAUCUUCCAUCUAUCUCCGUUGUCCGUUUUCSCCAAAGGCGGGACAGUCGUUCCUCGCCUUCCAGAGAUACAAGCUGGGGGCCGACUCCGCCCUCUUCUCCCACGAAUACACCGACCCCAGCCAGGAUGCGG
Molecule: messenger RNA, 2485 nt
Organism: Poecilia reticulata (guppy)
Lineage: Eukaryota; Metazoa; Chordata; Actinopteri; Cyprinodontiformes; Poeciliidae
Gene: syngr1b
Product: synaptogyrin 1b
Cellular component (GO): neuromuscular junction; synaptic vesicle membrane
Source: RefSeq, a predicted model, not a curated record